Eruca vesicaria subsp. sativa (arugula) is the source of this 507-nucleotide messenger RNA. The record is from the annotation of a GenBank genome assembly. NCBI's taxonomy places the organism in Eukaryota, Viridiplantae, Streptophyta, Magnoliopsida, Brassicales, Brassicaceae.
UCUAUCCAAAAUUUUCUCAAAGUUACAGUUCUCAGAAGACAACAAGAACAACGUAAGGGCUUUCAAGAUUCCUAAAGGAACUAAAAGAAGAAAAAUCCACAAUGAAGAGAUACCAGUCAGUGGCUCUGGUUCUUCUGCUACUUGUAGCUUUCUUUAGCAACAAGCACACCGUAGAGGGACGUUCUCUGUUAAGGAUGACACAUUCUAGUCAAGCUGUGAGAGAUUUGAAUACAAGCAAGGAGAUGAAGGAAGGAAAGCCGCUUAGAGGAGAAAAUGAUAGCUUCCGAAGAAUCCCAAAGAGUGGCUCAAACCCUAUACAGAACAAGUACAACAUACCUAUAGUUGUUCAAGGAAGUAGGAAACAUCAGAUCACUACAGCAGUAAAACCUUAAAUCUUAAAUUAUUUUGCCUUUCUCUUUUCCUUGUUAGAUCUUUUUGUUUCUUUUUUCUUGUAGAAUAGGUAACUAGAUUUGUUUCUAAAUGCUGUAAUCUACUUGAAAUAUAUGA